AUGGGCUUCAUGGACUCCAUCCGCGCCAAAGUCGAGCUCUACCGCUUGGAGCAGCGCUACGCACGCAGAGACAAGCGCACCACAUUCACAACAGGCGCCCGCUACGUCGACGGCGAAUACAUCUAUACCGAUUCACCGGGGUCUCCCACCGGCAGCACGGGAUCCUGGCAACACAGUGUUUCGUCCAAGCGUGGGCCUGCUGUCAAAGUCAAGGAAUUGAUGGCAAAGACUGUGAGGUGA
Molecule: messenger RNA, 240 nt
Organism: Aureobasidium melanogenum CBS 110374
Lineage: Eukaryota; Fungi; Ascomycota; Dothideomycetes; Dothideales; Saccotheciaceae
Exons: 1
Coding region: 1-240 (79 amino acids)
Source: RefSeq, a predicted model, not a curated record